AGGGGAAAGUUCAGAGGUUAUAAUUUUGUUGUCUUUGUGUAAAGGAGUGGAGCUCGAUCUCACAUCACUCUUCCCUCUUCCCCGAGUCCUUUCUAAACUCUCCCCCGGGUUUCUACCCUCCCGAACCUCUCCCCUUCUACCCUUACAACCCCAACCCUCCCCCCGAUCACAUCUCAACGCACGAACCAGAUCCAUCUCGGUGACCAAAGACCCCAGUCCUGUACUGAACAGCUACGUUCCCUCUCAGUGGCAGUAAUGGACUCCGGUGUGAUUGAAGGAGGGCUCAAUGUCACCCUUACCAUCAGGCUGCUCAUGCAUGGCAAGGAAGUUGGAAGCAUCAUCGGCAAGAAAGGUGAAUCUGUAAAGAAGAUGAGAGAAGAGAGUGGGGCUCGCAUCAACAUCUCUGAGGGUAAUUGUCCUGAGAGAAUCAUAACCUUGGCAGGUCCAACCACCGCCAUCUUCAAAGCAUUCUCCAUGAUCAUCGAAAAGCUGGAAGAGGACAUAAGUAGCUCGAUGACAAACAGUACAGCUACCAGCAAGCCCCCAGUGACCCUGCGCAUUGUGGUGCCUGCCAGCCAGUGUGGCUCCCUCAUCGGGAAAGGUGGCUGCAAAAUUAAGGAAAUCCGAGAGUCGACCGGUGCUCAGGUACAAGUGGCAGGAGACAUGCUCCCCAACUCCACAGAGCGGGCCAUCACCAUCGCUGGCACGCCUCAGUCUAUUAUCGAGUGUGUGAAGCAGAUCUGUGUGGUCAUGCUUGAGUCUCCCCCCAAGGGGGUCACUAUCCCCUACCGACCCAAGCCUUCAGGAUCCCCAGUCAUCUUCGCAGGCGGACAGGCAUAUGCCGUACAAGGACAGCACGCCAUUCCACAGCCAGAUUCUUCCUCUGCUGCUAUCUCUCCACAGCUCACCAAGCUUCACCAGCUGGCUAUGCAGCAGAGCCCUUUCCCCAUCGCACCAAGCAACCAGGGAUUCACUGGAAUGGAUGCUUCUGCCCAAACUAGUUCCCAUGAGAUGACCAUUCCAAAUGACUUGAUUGGGUGCAUCAUCGGCCGUCAGGGGGCCAAGAUCAAUGAGAUCAGGCAAAUGUCGGGCGCCCAGAUCAAGAUUGCAAAUCCAGUGGACGGAUCCACCGACCGCCAAGUCACCAUCACCGGCUCCCCUGCCAGCAUCAGCCUGGCGGAGUACCUCAUCAACGCAAGGCUCUCCUCUGAGGCCACAGGACUGACAGCCAACUGAUAAGACACUGCAUCUGCACUAACUCUCACUUUUAUACCAUCGGCUCCCAUACGCAGUCAAUGCAACUAUCCAAUUCAAAAGUUUAUGUAUUAUACCGCCUCUCCCUCAGUUGAAAUCAUAACCCACCGCCACCGAUUUGAUCUGCUGCGUUCAUUAUUUAUUUUUUUGUUUUUUUGUUUUUAGUCAAAAGAAUUUGGUUUUUAAUUCCUUUUUGAGUCCAGUUGGAGAUUUUAAUGAUUUAUUAGAUUUUUUUCUUUUAUUCUUUUCUUUUUUUUUAUUUUUUUGGAUGGAUGGAUCCCUUGCUCUCUUUCCCUUUCUUUUCUUUCUUUGCCAUCACAAAAGAGUAGAGUUGAAAAACUCUGAAUAGGCAUAUAGGUUUAGUUCUGUACAGUCAGAUUUUUUUUCUUUAAAAAGGAAAAGACAAAAAAAGGAAAAAUAAAAAAGUAUCAAAAAUAAGAAUAGAGUGACUGUUUUAUUCUGUGUUUAUUUACCCCCCUUUUUCCUCCCCCAAAUCCCCCAAUGUUGGUCUAUCAUUUAAUGUCCAUACUCGCGUCUCUGAUAUAAACAGCAGCCACUCCCAUCACCACUUAAUGUGAUUUGAAUGCUUGUAAAAAUUGAAUACACCUUUUGUCACUGAAGUUUCGGAGAAUUAUAUAGUUUGUCACUGAGGAGGAUUAUGUAGCUUGUAUUGUCACUGAUGUUUGAUUAUGAUGACAAAUGGAUCUAACACUCAGAUUUGCAAUUGAAUUUGUUCAAAUAAUUUAAACUGUAUUACCAAGCAUGUCACUUUUUUUUGUCUCUCCAUGUCAUUCCUGUUUUUCCACCCUCUUGAAGCCCUAUGAACAUGUGUUGAUACUUUGCUGGGGAUGGGAGGUUUUUGGGGUCGGGCCUGGCUCUCGGGGUAGGAAGCAGAGAGGGUUCUCCUCGCUUUUUUGUAAAGACUGAUAUAUACUAAAAAGUUGGAAUAUUUGUUUUAAAUGGAGGAAAUAUUUUUUUUAACUACCAAAGGGGGGAUUAACUCCUGAACACUGACUGGUCUGUCUGUUAAAUGUGAUGAGGCUAAGAAGUGAAUCAUUAAGCUCUGAAACUAGACAAAGAAAGGGUCAUGAGUUAACAAACACUAGUUUCCUGCUCUUUGCUUUGCUCAAGUCAGAUUUUAUUUUUUUUAUUUGCAGGAAAGAGAAAAAAAAACAACUUUUGUGCACGUUUUUGAGACUGUAGACCUGGGUGCCACAACAUUGUUUAAAAAAUACAGAAAUAAAGAUGUGAAAAUGCUCAAACCCCA
Molecule: messenger RNA, 2521 nt
Organism: Myripristis murdjan (pinecone soldierfish)
Lineage: Eukaryota; Metazoa; Chordata; Actinopteri; Holocentriformes; Holocentridae
Product: poly(rC)-binding protein 2-like
Exons: 13
Coding region: 256-1236 (326 amino acids)
Molecular function (GO): RNA binding
Source: RefSeq, a predicted model, not a curated record